Messenger RNA from Torulaspora globosa, 1725 nucleotides. It is a transcript of the gene HSP60, whose product is annotated as chaperone ATPase HSP60. The transcript has a single exon. Gene Ontology annotation, cellular component: mitochondrial matrix; mitochondrial inner membrane. NCBI's taxonomy places the organism in Eukaryota, Fungi, Ascomycota, Saccharomycetes, Saccharomycetales, Saccharomycetaceae. The record is from RefSeq and is a predicted model, not a curated record. Gene Ontology annotation, biological process: apoptotic mitochondrial changes; protein import into mitochondrial intermembrane space; mitochondrial unfolded protein response. Gene Ontology annotation, molecular function: protein-folding chaperone binding; ATP binding; ATP-dependent protein folding chaperone. Bases 1 to 1725 code for a protein of 574 amino acids.
AUGUUGAGGUCUAUUACAGUUCGUUCUCGUAUCCCUAGCUUGAGGUCAGCCAACGUUCUGCGUCGUUGCUACUCUUCCCACAAGGAGUUGAAAUUCGGCGUGGAAGGACGUGCCGCAUUAUUGAGAGGUGUUGAGACCCUUGCUGAUGCUGUCCAAGCUACUUUGGGUCCAAAAGGUAGGAACGUUUUAAUUGAACAACCAUUUGGUGCUCCAAAGAUCACCAAAGAUGGUGUCACUGUUGCGAAAUCCAUCGUUUUGGAAGACAAGUUCGAAAACAUGGGAGCCAAGCUACUGCAAGAAGUGGCAUCUAAGACUAACGAGGCCGCCGGUGAUGGUACCACUUCUGCUACUGUUUUAGGUAGAGCUAUCUUCACCGAAUCUGUAAAGAAUGUGGCUGCAGGAUGCAAUCCAAUGGAUCUGAGAAGAGGUUCUCAAGCGGCAGUGGAGAAAGUCAUUGAGUUCUUGAGUAGCAACAAGAAGGAAAUUACCACAUCUGAGGAAAUUGCCCAGGUGGCAACCAUCUCAGCCAAUGGCGAUGCUCACGUCGGUAGACUAUUGGCUUCUGCCAUGGAGAAGGUUGGCAAAGAAGGUGUCAUCACUAUCAGGGAGGGUAGAACUCUGGAAGAUGAGUUGGAAGUCACCGAGGGUAUGAGAUUUGACCGUGGUUUUAUCUCGCCAUACUUCAUCACGGACGCGAAAUCUGGUAAAGUUGAGUUUGAGAAGCCUCUGCUUUUGAUCAGUGAGAAGAAAAUCUCUUCCAUUCAGGACAUCCUGCCAGCUUUGGAGAUCUCCAACCAGUCUAGAAGACCGCUGGUUAUUAUUGCUGAAGAUGUGGACGGUGAAGCUCUUGCAGCAUGUAUUUUGAACAAAUUAAGAGGACAGGUUAAGGUAUGCGCUGUCAAGGCCCCAGGCUUCGGUGACAACAGAAAGAACACUUUGGGUGAUAUCGCUAUCUUAACCGGUGGUACCGUCUUCACGGAGGAGCUAGAUCUAAAACCAGAACAGUGCACCGUCGAUCAACUAGGUUCCUGUGAUUCGAUUACUAUCACUAAGGAGGAUACCGUGGUGUUGAACGGUGACGGUUCCAAGGAUGCCAUUGAAACUAGAAUUGAGCAGAUCAAAAACUCCAUUGACUUGACGACCACAAACUCAUACGAAAAGGAGAAGCUUCAAGAACGUCUGGCUAAGCUGUCAGGCGGCGUGGCUGUCAUCAGAGUUGGAGGCUCUUCUGAAGUGGAAGUUGGCGAGAAGAAAGAUCGUUACGAUGACGCUUUGAACGCCACCAGAGCCGCUGUAGAGGAAGGUAUCCUACCUGGUGGUGGUACCGCUUUGGUCAAGGCCUCUCGUGUGUUGGAUGAAGUUAAAGUUGAUAACUUUGACCAGAAACUCGGUGUCGACAUCAUUAGAAAGGCGAUCUCCAGACCAGCAAGGCAAAUCAUCGAGAAUGCUGGUGAGGAAGGUUCUGUGAUCGUUGGUAAGCUGAUUGACGAAUACGGUAAUGACUUUGCCAAGGGUUACGAUGCAGCCAAAGGUGAAUUCACCGAUAUGUUAGCAGCUGGUAUCAUUGAUCCUUUCAAGGUUGUUAGGUCUGGUUUAGUUGACGCUUCUGGUGUCGCCUCGUUGUUAGCCACUACUGAAGUUGCCAUUGUUGAUGCCCCACAGCCACCUGCCCCAGCUGGUGGUGGUAUGCCAGGUGGUAUGCCAGGUAUGCCCGGUAUGAUGUAA